Molecule: messenger RNA, 1021 nt
Organism: Ananas comosus (pineapple)
Lineage: Eukaryota; Viridiplantae; Streptophyta; Magnoliopsida; Poales; Bromeliaceae
Product: la protein 1-like
Exons: 5
Coding region: 177-752 (191 amino acids)
Biological process (GO): RNA processing
Cellular component (GO): nucleus
Molecular function (GO): mRNA binding
Source: RefSeq, a predicted model, not a curated record
UCUGCGGCACAUCCACUGGACCCACGUUGUAACAUGCACCGAAAAUUUGUGCCCUAAACUUUUUCCCCCAACACUUCCCUUCUUAAACCCUAACCCCCUCUCUCCCCCACUCCCUCCCUCCCUCCCUCCUAGGCUGAAAACCCUAAACCAAGGCCCCAAUUUAUCCACCUCCAUUAAUGGCGACCGUCUCCUUGGACGAAUCCAAGGCCAAGAACGUUCUCCGCCAGGUGGAGUUCUAUUUCAGCGAUAGCAAUCUCCCGCGCGACAAUUUCUUGAAGAAAACCGUGGAGGAGAGCGAGGAUGAGUUGGUGAGCUUGGCGGUGAUAUGUUCCUUCUCUCGGAUGAAGACCCAUCUCGGCUUGAACGCCGCCACGAAGCCUGAUGAGGUCCCGGAGGAGAUGGUGCUCGCGGUGGCCGAGGUCUUGAGGAAAUCAUCUUCUCUCCGGGUUUCCGAGGAUGGUAAGAGGGUUGGUAGAAGUUCCGAAUUAAAACUUGACGAGGUCAUAGAGCAAGUAGAUUCAAGGACCAUCGCAGCAGUCCCAUUGCCUUAUGAUGUUAAGCUGGAAGAUGUGGAGUCUUUCUUUGCGAAGCUUGCGAAGGUUAAUAGUGUAAGGCUACCACGCCAUGUUUCUGACAAAAGGCACUUCUGUGGCAGUGCUCUGAUUGAGUUUUCAGAAGAAGAGGAUGCAAAAAAGGUUUUGAUGGAGAAAUUAUCUUUUGCAGGAGCAGAGCUUGAAAUAAAACCAAAGUAAUCUAUAAAUCUUCUUGAUGGAUUUUUUUUUCAGAAGAUUGUAACUGUAUGUUUCUUGUUUGGUCAACAUUUUAGUCCAUACUUCUCAUAUUUAUGCAUUAACUUAUUAUUUCAAAAUCUUUAUCAUAUGGUUCCCCCCAGCCUCCACUGAUCUGUCCUUGCUUUUCUUUUCUUUUUUUUUUCCUUUUUUCUGUGGGAUAAGAUGUUGUUCAAUUUCCAAAAGUUGGCCUACUGACUAUUGCAUUAUUUGCAUAAUGGUAUAUUCUUUAA